AUGGACACUUCUCAGCUAAGUUUUAAUCCUCUGACCAAGCUGUGUUACGGCAAAACAAGGAGUGUAUCACAGUUAUGGCUAGUAGCCACAGACACUACAGGAGCGUACUACUUGGGGUACUCGUUCAUGGCACCAAAUGUAUGGUCUAAAGAACCAAUAACUGGUCGCCUAGAAAAGUUUUCUCAGCUUCCCGUGCCAGAAAUCCCCCUUAGACAGUCUGAGCUUCCGGCUAAAGAGUCGUUGAUUCUCACGAUUUGGGACUGGUUCCUCCAAUUACCUCUUUACUUUGAUCAGAAGGAUGAUAUUAUGGCGGCAAUUGACCAAGUAUUGACGCUCUGUCGCUCCCAAACCUCCCUUGAUCAAGCUCUAGCUGUUGUCGAAGAGUUCCAACAGGCCAAACGAAUGCCUAUUAUCGCUCGCACUGUUGCAGGAACAUUUUCCGCCUGUGAUAUCCUCGACAAGUCCGCAAUCAUGCUCGCUGAAGACCAAUUUCGAGCUGUCAAACCAGACUUGCGAGCCAACAGCAGAACAACGAGAACCAGUGCCGCAGUAAAAUCAGCCAGAUCUUCAGCUUCCAUGACCACGUCGCCCCUGAGCCACGACAAGCCGUGGCCAGAAAAUAUCACUUUGAAAGUCGAGUCCGCGAAAAAGCGCGCGCAGAGUGGGACAUGGGAAGUGAGUUUCGCUUUGAGAUCGUAUUCUUCGUUACUAUGUGGAGAAGUGAGACAGCAAUUAAAGCCUCAUGAAAAUAUUCAGGAGCUCUGUGCCAAGUUUGAGCAUGUAGUUUUGGAUGAGCCUGGGUACUUGGUCGUGUACAUUUGUGAGCCCCGAGAAACCGGCAACUAUCCGGUGGCAGUCGGCGUUGCUAACAUAUCUCGACUUAUUUAUCUAGGUGUGGCAACCUUCGAAAUCCCAAUGUACUGCUUGCAUGCCAAUGAUGCGGACGGCUGGGGUAAAGCGUUUGAGACAAUUACCCAAGCUAAGACCUCUGUCAAGUACUCAAAACAGGUACGAAGCCUCAAGGUUACUAUGCAAUCAACUGAGUUGACUACUCCAGAUUCUGGGAAUUCUGAUACAAGUCCAAGCUUUUUGAUGGACUCGUUUAAUCCGCAAAAUCGUGUCAUCCUAUCAUGUAACAAUUUCGUUUUGACGACGGAUGAGCCUGGCACGCUUUACUGGAUUAAAAUAACCGCCACAGGAAAUGUUCAGAUUAAUGGCAAAGCCAAUAGUAGCUCCAGGUCAUUCGCUGUCAAGAAUGGCCAAAGUCUGGGACAACAGGUCGAGCUAGCUGGAGAUCUUGAGGAAGGUGUGGUGCUAUUUACUGUAUAUGUCAAAGGUACUGCAUUGUACACUGGGAAAAACAAGAUCAAAGGCUUUCAAGAUGGAAGUAAUACCGUUGCAUUGACAUCAAACAACUCGUUUGUUGGGUACAUCAAGUUGCACGCGCGAAUUCUGAACUCCUCUGUCUCUUAUCAGCCUACUGUUGACAAGCUUUUAAACGGUGGAGGAAAUGUGUCUGCUAUUUCCUUACUUUCUCAGACAACUCAAGUUCAAUUUUAUCGCCAACUUUUCGAACGCACCCUCAGAAGCUUUGUUGAUAGCCCCAAGUCUCGCGACUCGAUUGCUGCGUUGAACGCAAUGUGCGAGAUUGGGGACCGGGUAGGUUACUUGAUGUCUUUGUUUUUUAAUAUCGAGCAAAUACCUGUGCCAAAGCUUUUAGGGUGCCUACUGAGUACUUAUGGCGCAUUCCUUCCCGAGUGCAACAUCUCCGUCCACAGGAACUUGCCAAGGAUACUACAAUGGCUAACACCGCAUUGCACAGUAGAGGUCGAGCUUGUUACCGAAACUAUAAACUCGCUUGCAACCUUUGUGCAAUCUGGGCCAAACUAUUUGAGCAAAGAGGUACUUCGAAACUUUGUUGACAUCAUUAUAAGUUUCAAACCUAUUGUUGGCUUUGAAAAAUUAGCAGAAUAUGUUGAGGCCGUUGUCGAAAUUGUUCCCAUCACUUCGGACUUGGAUGUGAAAAGGCAGAUGUUCUUUUUUUAUGCACAACUUUCCGAUACACCUUUGCUUAGCCAAGGUGAUCUAUGGAUAAGACUGCUUGGUUGGACCAGAACUGCAUGGAGUAGUGAUGACCUUCCCAGUAUUCACGCACUGGCAAUAUUUCUGAAGAAUGUUUCGCUAACGGCUGGAUCUUUGGUUGAAUAUACCUCGAAACUCAUCCCAUUAUUGUUUAGCGUGUUGGCAAACCUGCUAGAGAAGCCAGCAGUCUGCAUAGGAGAUAAGUUAUUUGAUCGCAAUAUGAACACGAAACGUCCAGAAUCAGAAAUGCGUGGACUUUUGAUCUGCGAGUUCACUCUGGUGUUGGGCCUGUUUCUCAGAUCCGAGCAACUUGUAAGCUCGCCAUCAGUUGUUGAUGGUCGAUUUUGCACAAACGCGCUCAAAACAGUUCGUUCACUUGUUGAAGCUCCAGCGUUCCCAAAAAGCUGGGUGUCACUGUAUGUUUUGCAAGUUCGUAUUGCUGUCAGAUGUAUCAGAUAUCUUCGGCCCCUGCUACCAAGCAUCAAGCCAGAAAAAUGCGACCGUCAAGAUCUUGAACUUCACUCCAAGUUUUUGACAUUAUCGGCCCGUAUUUUCGGUCUGCGAUUAAUUAAGCCAGCACUACUAUUCCCGGCAGAGCGUGUAGCGGUGUCUGGAAUCGUGGCUGAUACCUUUGAGCAAUGUCUUGACGAGUUUUGUAAAGUUUGGAAGGAAUUGGGCAGUCACGACACCGACGAGUGCGCAACCGGAGGUCAGAUUCUUGUGGUGAACAGUACCCCAACUUUAAUUCAAGAACUAAUGCGGGCAUUACUGCAAGAUUCAAACCCGGACACGAGGCAAAAACUAAGCACCGUUCUUCAUUCAGUAAUAAUAUCAGGGUAUCACGGUACCGAUGAAGAGGAGGCUAGACGAUUUCUUGCUAUGUUUUUGAACUGCCUGGACGGAGUGCUGUCGGUUUUGGCCAAAGUUGAACUACCAACUCCAGAAGAUGUUUUGAACUUCAUUGAUGCUUUGAAUGUUCCAGAUGCUAUCUUUCUAACAAAACUAGAAACGUUCAUGAAUUUGUCAAUUGGUUAUUAUUUGUAUGAAAACCUGUUCACUGCUGGAAGCGUUUUGAGAUUCUGUGGAGAUCUGAAAUUGAUGAGACUAUUCGAAUUAUACUGUACCCGAAUUUGCUCUAUUUUUCGCGAAAACUUCAGAGUACAUGGUCUGGUGUAUGUUGAACUAGCAAAGCUUUAUCAAUGGAAUGAUUUUUCUGUGGUUAAUGCCAUGGAGUUUCCUAGGCUCCCCCAACAGCGAGCGUCUGGUCGGAAACGAAAAUUAAUGCUGAUGGCUAUUGAUUGUUUCACGAAAGCUAAAGAAUAUGCCAUGGCCAUCUCAAUAACAAAAGAGCUCUGUCGACCAGCUGAAGCAAUCAAAGACUAUAGGUCCUUGAGUGAGUUGUCGGACAAGCUGCACGUUCUCUAUGGAAAGGCCGAAGCCACGCCUGAGCUUGUCACACACUACUACUUGGUAACUUUUCCCGCACAUCGACUACCCCUGUUUUCAAAGAAGCUUUAUAUUCUAGAGGGUGGGGGACUUCGAAUUGACGAGGUUCGAAAUGCGCUGCAGUCUGAGUAUGGCAUACCCUGCGUGAUACGGGAUAGCAUCGAUCGUAAUAAAGAUUUUAUCUUUGUUGAGACUGUUUCACCGUACUAUGAUGAGCUACGAGAGGCAGGCGGUACCGUUGACACGUUUUUCAAGACCCGGCCAUUGCCAGGGUCGACCAGCGUUCUGGAUCUUCAAGUUGAAGAAACCAUAUUCAAAUGUGCACAGGGCUUCUUGCUGAUUUCCGGCAUGUCUCAGGUGGAAAAUAUAAAAAUGAGAGUGCUGAGCCCUGUGGAAACUGCACUGCAAGCAGUCCAGGACAAGGUGUGGCAGUUCAAGGUGCUACUGAACAAAGCCGUCGAAAGGCCACCGGGGUUCGAGAUCCAGCUCGAAAUGGCCCUCUCGGGCGUCAUCACAGCCCCCGUCAACGGUGGAGUGGCUCUUUACGAAGUGUUUUUCACAGAUCCUGAGAUGAGACUAGCCUGCGAAGAGCUGGGCAAGCUUGUGAAACUCGCAAUCGAAAUAUACGCCACAGCGAUUUCUGAAAAGCGGAAACCUCAGGUAGACCUGUUCUGGUCGGCUUUUCACAAAAAUUUUCACUCCGUGGUCAUAUAG
Messenger RNA from Wickerhamiella sorbophila, 4242 nucleotides. RefSeq lists its product as hypothetical. Bases 1 to 4242 code for a protein of 1413 amino acids. Lineage: Eukaryota; Fungi; Ascomycota; Dipodascomycetes; Dipodascales; Trichomonascaceae. Gene Ontology annotation, cellular component: cytoplasm; plasma membrane. The record is from RefSeq and is a predicted model, not a curated record. Gene Ontology annotation, molecular function: guanyl-nucleotide exchange factor activity; small GTPase binding. Gene Ontology annotation, biological process: small GTPase-mediated signal transduction. The transcript has a single exon.